UGAAAAGUCAAUAACUACCCCAGACGUUCAGACUAACAUCAAGGGAUCAUCAAACCACGCAGUCAUUCCCUGUAUUGCAGGAUAAAGACACACUAUGGAUUGUUAUGGAAAAUGCAUAGCACUUGCACUGAUCUUUUUGUCAGUCUGUAUGCAUGUCCUCUAUACCUUUCCCGAUGAUAAUUUUUCGACUCCAGGUUGCCCUGAAUGCAGACUGAAGGAAAACCUGCGUUUUUCUAACAUGGGAAUAGGUCGAAUUUAUCAGUGCAGUGGAUGCUGCUAUUCUAGGGCAUACCCUACCCCAAUGAGAUCAAAGAAGACAAUGUUGGUGCCAAAGAACAUUACCUCUGAAGCUAAGUGCUGUGUGGCAAAGACUCAAUACAGAGUUACGGUAAAGGACGUGAAGAUUGAAAACCAUACAGCUUGUCACUGCAGUACCUGCCUGUACCACAAAUCCUAAGCAUCAAAUGCUGUCUUUUGUUAACAUGCAAUUAUAAAACAGCUUUCCUGCAUUUUAUUAAGAACCUCUAAAAAUGUCCCUGACUUUAAAUGUCUGAAUAGAAGCACACUUUUCCCUUUACCUAAAUUACAGUAACUGGUCUCAAAUAAAGCAGAUUUUUUUUUAUCCUUGCUUGUAUACACUCAAUUAAACUUAGAUUAGAAUUAA
Molecule: messenger RNA, 664 nt
Organism: Rana temporaria (common frog)
Lineage: Eukaryota; Metazoa; Chordata; Amphibia; Anura; Ranidae
Gene: CGA
Product: glycoprotein hormones, alpha polypeptide
Exons: 4
Coding region: 95-457 (120 amino acids)
Biological process (GO): positive regulation of steroid biosynthetic process; thyroid hormone generation
Cellular component (GO): follicle-stimulating hormone complex; extracellular region
Molecular function (GO): follicle-stimulating hormone activity
Source: RefSeq, a predicted model, not a curated record